Solenopsis invicta (red fire ant) is the source of this 2391-nucleotide messenger RNA. Its product is annotated as phospholipase A2 group XV. Bases 478 to 1488 code for a protein of 336 amino acids. Gene Ontology annotation, biological process: lipid metabolic process. NCBI's taxonomy places the organism in Eukaryota, Metazoa, Arthropoda, Insecta, Hymenoptera, Formicidae. The transcript has 7 exons. The record is from RefSeq and is a predicted model, not a curated record.
GCAACGCCGAGCGCAAACCGUCCGUCGAGUUUGGUUGCGAGGUAUUCGACUCCGGGACAUUCACGUGUUUCCUCUCCCCGUGUUGACUCCGCCUGCCGUCUUUAAAUCCGCAGUCGUGGACGAACAAUGCGCCUGGCGGCUCUCCUGAGCGCAACAAUUAUUCUCUCGCUCGCCGCGCGACCGGCAAGCUCAAAAUCCUGGCGCGUCAAGACGAAACAAGUGUCGCCCGUUAUCUUAGGGCGCAAAACGCGGCACUGAAGUGCUUUGUACGCAAUUCUCUUAUCGUAAUGUCGUAGAACUUCGAAGAUAUCAACUUAUCUCGAGACGUUGCGAAAAGCGCGUUUACUCACAAAGGAAAAUGAUAUUCCAGUUCCAGGUAAUGGCGGCAGUCAGGUCGAGGCUAAGCUCAACAAGACGUCGGUGGUGCAUUACAUCUGUGAAAAAGUAUCCAACGAUUAUUUCAGCCUAUGGCUGAACAUGGAACUGCUCGUACCUGUCGUGAUAGACUGUUUUAUCGAUAAUCUCAAAUUAAAUUAUGAUAAUGUAACGAGAACCUCUAGUAAUCAGCCUGGUGUAGAGACAAGGAUACCAGGAUGGGGCAAUCCGCUUGUAGUCGAAUACAUAGAUCCCAGCAGGGCCUCGCCAGGCUCGUAUUUCAAGGACAUUGGAAAUAUGCUGGUGACCGACUUAGGAUACGUCAGAAACACGUCGUUGCGCGGUGCGCCUUACGAUUUCAGAAAGGGCCCUAGUGAGAGUGAAGAAUUCUUCACUAAGCUGAAAACUCUAGUCGAGAAAACAUAUGUAAUGAAUAAUAAUACACCAGUGACACUACUGGCUCACAGCAUGGGCGGUCCCAUGUCCCUCAUAAUGUUACAACGCCAGAGUCAAAAGUGGAAAGACAAAUACAUAAAUGCCCUAAUCACAAUUGGUGCUGUAUGGGCAGGAUCUGUCAAGGCUAUCAAAGUAUUUGCCAUUGGAGAUGACUUAGGCACAUAUUUUCUUCGUGAAAGUGUAUUAAGAAAUGAACAGAUAACGAAUCCAAGUUUAGGGUGGUUAUUACCAUCAAAACUAUUUUGGAAAGACACAGAGAUUUUGGUGCAGUCAGAUCAGAAAAAUUACACAUUGAAUGAUUUACAACAAUAUUUUAAAGACAUAGACGUCCCUAACGCUUGGGAAUUCAGAAAAGACAGUGAAAAAUAUCAGUUGGAUUUUACAGCACCAGGUGUUGAAGUACAUUGUUUAUACGGCAGCAAAGUGGACACUGUAGAAAAGUUGUAUUAUAAGGGUACAAAUGUAAAUGGUUAUCCUCAAUUAAUAGUUGGAGAUGGUGACGGAACUGUGAAUAUUAGAAGUUUGGAGGCAUGUACACAUUGGCGGAAAUCACAAAACCAAAAAAUUUAUAAUCAAAGUUUUCCUGGAGUGGAUCACACUGAAAUCUUGAGAAAUCCUGACGCUUUAGCAUACAUUAAGAAAGUUCUAACAGUGUAACAUGACUCAUUAGUAUUAAUGACAUGCAAAAAAUGUAACGAUUUAGUUAAUUUAAUUUAAUUUUUUAAAUUAUUUUUUACAUUUUGAUAUAAAUUAAUAUUCGAAAUAUAAAAUAAUUUUAAUAAGAUUAUAUUGAAGAAACGUUUUACUAAUUUAACCAAGUAAUUUACCAAUAUAUAUAAUAAUUUAUUGGCAAAAAAAUACGAGACAAUAUAAUCGAAAAUAUAUUUUUAUUAACUACAAUGUUCAUUAAAAUAUAUCAUUACAUAACACACCAGCAAAUAUCAAUUGGGAAUAUUAUAAAGUGGUGCAGUUACAAAAACAUUUUCUAAAUGUCAAUACUUCCGCUCAUUAACUAACUAUGCUCUCCUAUAAAUAUAAUACUUUAUCUCCUUCUCAUAUGUAUAUUUAUAUAUUCAAUAUAUAUUAUCAAUUUUUACGUAAUGUGAUCUCACGUGAAACAAAGAGCAAUCAAGUUAAAAUGACUAGUGAUAUAUAGUAAUAAUAUUUUACACCCUACAUAUAAAGUGUUUAUAUUGUACAGUAACAUAUUUUUUUAGUGGCUGAUACAGCAUAAUUAGAAUAACAAUGAAAUCCGAGUUUCAUAAUCUACUAGUCAGAAAUCCAUUGUAAAUAUAUAUAUUUACAUCGAUUUAUAAUUGCCAUGAACACUUAUAAUAAUAUAGACUAAUAUUAAAGUCUCAAGAAAUUUGAUAAAAAUAUUUCCUUAGGAAAUAUUGAUAAACAAGUCAAAUUUCUUAAGUGAACUUCACAAGUUUUUUUUGGUAAUAUCCAGAUAUAACCUCUUGUAUCUCUUUUGGUAUAAAUAAAUUUAUAAAUACGUAUAUGGACUUAUAUAUGUAAUAUACAUAUGUAAUAAACACUUAUAGGAGCAUAUUAAAA